CCUAGCGGUCGAAGUUACUUUUGCGGCGCGGUCAGGGCAUUGGCUGUUUCGGUGAAAUUGUUUUUGGUUCCCGUUCUCCGGCUGGCACGCUGUUGUGUGUUCUUCCAAGGUUUCUGCCGCUGUACGCGUGGAGAACAGGGAAUGUGUAGCGAGGAGGAAUGAAGUCAGGAGCGGUGGAAGUACGACAGCCAGUAGGGAGAACUGAUAAAUCCUGGAGGAGGCUUGAAAGGGAAAAGUUGGGUCCGGUGGGAGCUUAACGAGUGGAAGAGGCAGGAUGAUUUCUCUCCAGAGUUUAUUUUUGAAUGGAAGUGUGCUCCUUCCCAGUAGAAGAUGGUGAUCCUAAUGUACGAUCAUGGAGAAGGGGCUAAGUUCAGUAGAAGUGUUACCUUCCAAAUCAUCUCAGGUUACAGCUGUAAAAGUGGUGGUCAAAGAGCCCGAAACAAAGCAAACCCAAAGAGGGAAACGAGUGGGAUUUGUGCUUGUCCAUGCAGGUGCAGGUUAUCAUUCCGAAUCCAAAGCUAAAGAGUACAAGCAUGUGUGCAAAAGAGCCUGCCAGAAGGCAAUUGAAAAGCUACAGGCUGGUGCUCUUGCAACAGAUGCAGUGACUGCAGCACUUAUAGAAUUAGAGGAUUCUCCUUUUACAAAUGCAGGAUUGGGAUCUAACCUAAACCUUCUGGGUGAGAUAGAAUGUGAUGCCAGUAUAAUGGAUGGAAAGUCAUUGAAUUUUGGAGCAGUUGGAGCCCUGAGUGGAAUCAAGAAUCCCGUUUCGGUUGCAAAUAGAUUGUUGUGUGAAGGGCAGAAGGGGAAACUCUCUGCUGGCAGAAUUCCACCUUGCUUUUUAGUUGGUGAAGGAGCUUUCAGAUGGGCAGUUGAUCACGGGAUACCAGCAUGUCCUCCAGGUAUCAUGGCUACAAGGUUUAGUUUAGCAGCUUUUAAGAGGAACAAGAGGAAGCUGGAGUUGGCCGAAAAGGUGGAAACAGAUCUCAUUCAACUAAAGAAAAGAAGACAAUCAAAUGAAAAGGAGAACGACUCAGGAACGUUGGAUACAGUUGGUGCAGUUGUUGUUGACCAAGAAGGAAAUGUUGCUGCUGCUGUCUCCAGUGGAGGUUUAGCACUGAAGCAUCCUGGAAGAGUUGGUCAGGCAGCUCUUUAUGGUUGUGGCUGCUGGGCUGAAAAUACAGGAGCUCAUAACCCUUAUUCCACUGCUGUGAGUACUUCAGGUUGUGGAGAGCACCUUGUCCGGACCAUACUGGCCAGAGAAUGUUCGUGUGCUUUGCAAACAGAGGAUGCCCACCAAGCUCUCCUAGAGACUAUGCAAAACAAGUUUAUUGGUUCACCUUUUCUGGCCAAUGAAGAUGGUGUACUCGGAGGUGUGAUAGUUCUCCGCUCCUGCAGGUGUUCAGCAGACCCCGAGUCCUCACAGGAAAAGCCAACUUUACUAGUGGAAUUUCUGUGGAGCCAUACAACAGAGAGCAUGUGUGUUGGGUACAUGUCUGCACAGGAUGGCAAAGCUAAGACUCACAUUUCAAGACUUCCUCCUGGAGCUGUGGCAGGACAGUCCGUGGCAAUAGAAGGAGGAGUUUGCAGGCUGGAGAGUCCAGAAAGCAGCUGAUCCUUCACUUCAUUGCAAAGAAUGUGAAUGACUUUUUGUACAAUAAGGGGGUUUUCUUUCGUGUUUUAACAGAUGUUGGAAGUUCUGCUUUUGUUUUAUACUCCGUAUUGCAACCAUGUGCACCAUAACUUGAGACAAGUGCUGCUGUAGUUUACGUUCUCACUCUGUGAACGGGGGUCCUGUGCAUGUUCAUUUUGUCCCACGAAUAAAAUAGGAACACUCCCCAGCUGUGCAAAGAAUCAUGUAUGAUUAAUGAUUGCAUUUUCUUUUUUUUUUUUUGUGUUAAAAAGUAGUCGAAAGUUAGGAAAAAAAUGAUUUAAAGAUAUGGUCACAAUUGUCAUUCAUAUUCUAAAUUUAAAAGUAACAGGCCUUUGAAGUGGCGUUAUAAUUAUGCAAAAAAUGAUUAUGGUUUCUAAGUUUCUCAGUGGUUUAGGGAAAUCCAGAGGUGGUUUAAACAGGAGUUGUUUUUUUCCUCUCCAGUAAGGAGGAUAUUUUUUUUGUUGUUCAAAGAAUGGUUUCAGUGAAACGAACUAGAGCAAAAUAAAGGCUCAAAUUGUUUUUAAAUAGUCUUAUAGGUCAUAUCUGUGUUCCCAAACCAAGAUGUUAAUAGCUCCAAGCUGUAUGUAUUGCAAAAAGCUAUAUGAAGAUAAUGUAUCGUUACGCAGUCUUUAUGUAUAAUGGAAUAUUACAGUGUAAAUAAGAAAGCAAAGUUUAUGGAAAGAUUCGAUAUUAUUCUUCACUUCUGCUUUAAAUCUAUUUUUAAGAGAGGUACAGAAAUGGACAUAUUCCUGGAUGCAAAGUGCAAUGUGUAUUAAGUGGCUGGUGGGAGGUCUGAUACUGAGCAACUCCCUCGAGUCUGGCCGCAGCAUGGGUAUUUAUAUAACUGUGUGUAAUAUGUAUGUACUGUGCAUAAAUUUACUGUAACUCUUUUGAUACCCUCGACAAGCGUGCAGUGUAAAACAACGGAAAUCCUUGUCUGCCUCGUGAAGAAGCAUUGGCAGCUGAACUGUCAUUUGUCUCCUGUUUGGAUACGUCAGCCAGGCUGCCCAAGUCCUGAAGGCGAGUUCUGACGUGCAGCCUUCCGCUCAGUCCUUUUUCCUUCACAGCACUGGCAGCAAUAGAAGACUUUUGUAAUUGAUUCGUUGUCCUGAUAAGUAUGCCAAAGAGAAACUGAAAUUAGUUCAUCUUUUUCCCUGGUGGAUAUUUGAUAAUACUGUUUUCACAAAUAGUGGAUGAAUAGAUAUUCAGACUGUAUUUGCUUAAUCAGGCAUUGUACUUGCCUGUUCUGUAAUGUUGUGCCUGCCUAUAACAGACAUACUUGACUGAUGAAAUUGUUAUAUUGAUUGUAGUACCGAUCUUUCAUGGAAAAAAUAAAAUUUUUUUA
Hirundo rustica (Barn swallow) is the source of this 2996-nucleotide messenger RNA. RefSeq names its product taspase 1 (gene TASP1). Gene Ontology annotation, molecular function: threonine-type endopeptidase activity. The transcript has 14 exons. The record is from RefSeq and is a predicted model, not a curated record. Gene Ontology annotation, biological process: protein maturation. The coding region runs from base 353 to 1612 and encodes 419 amino acids. Lineage: Eukaryota; Metazoa; Chordata; Aves; Passeriformes; Hirundinidae.